Molecule: messenger RNA, 2035 nt
Organism: Bicyclus anynana (squinting bush brown)
Lineage: Eukaryota; Metazoa; Arthropoda; Insecta; Lepidoptera; Nymphalidae
Gene: spin
Product: protein spinster
Exons: 10
Coding region: 334-1785 (483 amino acids)
Biological process (GO): transmembrane transport
Cellular component (GO): membrane
Molecular function (GO): transmembrane transporter activity
Source: RefSeq, a predicted model, not a curated record
AAUUGCCUGCGUUUGCGUUGUUCAUCACGGUUCAUGGCGCGAGUGUGGAAUACGGAACCGAAGUGCCGAUUUUGUAAAUGUAAUUUAGUUGUCUGCAAGUCUGUCACUGUAGCGGGCUUAGUUUCGGUUGUGUAUUGUUAAAAUUUUAUUGUCACCACCUGUAAAACUGAAGCUUUUCGAAGCUUUAGCCCGACCUUCCGGCACUUAUCUGACAUUUACACCUACAUUUCUAUCUUUUUAGUCUUACUUGUGUAGUGUUUCAAAUCUCCAAGUUGGAUACGGCCAAGUGGUAGUGCAGUUAAUUAACAGUUGAACAUUUGUGGGGUGGGUAAAAUGGACCAGAGUAGCAUUACUCCAAACACAUCCAACCAACAGUUGGUGAUAAACGGGGACAAUGAUUCUGCGACAGCAUUGCUGCAUGAGAAACAGUCUCGGAGACGGGACGAUCUGAGCGAUGUCACCUUCAAAGAAUACAUGACUGUCGGCAUUUUGUGUUUCGUCAACCUCAUCAACUAUAUGGACAGGUUUACCCUGGCUGGCGUACUGGACGAUGUAAAAAAAGAGUUCGGUAUCGGCGAUGACAAGGCCGGCCUCCUACAGACGGUGUUCGUCAUCGCGUACAUGGUGUUCGCGCCCAUCUUCGGCUACCUGGGCGACAGGUACUCGCGGCGACUCAUAAUGGCGUUUGGGGUGGCGCUGUGGAGCAUAACCACAUUCGCCGGUUCAUACAUCCAAUCAUACUACUCGUUCGCGAUAUUCCGCGGCAUGGUGGGCAUCGGUGAGGCGUCGUACUCAACCAUAGCGCCAACCAUCAUCAGUGAUCUCUUCGUCGGCAAUGUCCGAUCAAAAAUGCUCGCGUUCUUCUACUUCGCCAUACCCGUCGGAAGCGGUUUUGGCUACAUUGUGGGGUCGGUCGUGGGUGGCGCUGCGAACAACUGGCGAUGGGGGUUGAGGGUGACGCCAUUUUUGGGUGCGGUGGCCGUGGCGCUCAUACUGUGGGCCAUGGAGAACCCGGAGAGAGGCCAGGCGGAGGAGAGCCGCAUGAAACCCACCUCAUAUACAGAAGACCUGCGAUCACUUGUGAGGAAUCCGUCGUUCAUGCUGUCUACGCUAGCGUUCACGUGCGUGGCGUUCGUGACGGGCGCGCUGGCGUGGUGGGGGCCGCAGUUCAUCUUCCUGGGCCUCACGCUGCAGCCCGGCGUCAACAUCACCCAGGAGAGGGUGUCGCUAAUCUUCGGGGCACUGACGAUGACGUCGGGCAUCGUCGGCGUACCGUUGGGCGCGUGGCUGGGAGCGGCGUUGGUCAAGCGCUGGGGGCGCGCGCACGCCGUCAUCUGCGGCGUUGGACUGCUGGUCUCUACUCCCGCGAUGGCGCUGGCUAUGCUGUUCACGGAGGCAUACUUCUACGCGCCGUUCGCUCUCAUGUUCUUUGGGGAGGUUGCGCUCAAUCUGAACUGGGCGUUAGUAGCGGAUAUGUCGCUGUAUGUGGUAAUACCGCCUAGAAGAUCGACAGCAGAAGCCUUCCAGAUAUUGAUAUCGCAUAUGUUUGGGGAUGCUGGCAGCCCUUACUUGGUAGGAGUGAUAUCUGAGUCGUUAAAGAGAUCGUCAUCGUCAAUAGAGCCACCCAGCCAACUUGUGCAAUUCAGAUCGUUACAAUACGCGCUGUUCGUCACGUGUUUCGUCGAAGUCAUCGGCGGCAUAUUCUUCCUGUUGACAGCUAUAUACAUUGUCAAAGACAAACUAAAAGUAGACAGAGCUAUUGCAGUUGCUUCAAAAAUAGUUUAGGCCAUAGAAGCAGAAGCGCAAAGUGCUGAGCCGUCACACAGUAACGCACCGGAAGAGCAAUUGGGACCUGAGUAACAUGGCAACUGUAUUUGUCUGCUGUAUUUAUUACAUUCUUACCAAUAUCUCGCUGUGGGUACAUUUAUAAAUUAUAUUUUACCUAUUGAUGUGCACAUACGGGCGGUAUGUUAUCGAUAAAUAGCACGUGUCUUUAUUUUUUUAAUUCUUGUUUUUUUAUUACGAAUCCCGCAAA